Molecule: messenger RNA, 477 nt
Organism: Miscanthus lutarioriparius
Lineage: Eukaryota; Viridiplantae; Streptophyta; Magnoliopsida; Poales; Poaceae
Source: the annotation of a GenBank genome assembly
AUGGCAGUGCCACGCAGAAACGGUAGUGGCGCGACGGCACUGGCCACCGUUUUGGCGCUAGGUCACUUCCUCCUCCUCGCCACCCACACAGACGCCUGCGGUUCAUCAUCGUGCCCGAAGCAGACGCCGGCGCCGGCGCCCUGCUCCCCGCCGACCCCCAAAGCGCGGGGCGACGGGGCCAGGUGCCCAGUGAACGCGCUGAAGCUGGGCGCGUGCGCGAGCGUGCUAGGCGGGCUGGUGAGCCUGGAGCUCGGCCAGCAGCAGCGCCCGGCGGCGUCGUCCAGUUCGUCCACGCAGCCGUGCUGCCAGCUCCUGGGCGGGCUUGCCGACCUGGACGCGGGCGUGUGCCUGUGCACGGCGCUGCGGGCCAACGUGCUGGGCAUCGUGCAGCUGAGCGCCCACGUUGACCUCAGCGUCCUCGUCAACUACUGCGGCAAGAAGCUCCCCCAGGGCUUCCAGUGCGCCCGAGCUCAUUAA